This is a messenger RNA of Dentiscutata erythropus, 378 nucleotides long. Lineage: Eukaryota; Fungi; Glomeromycota; Glomeromycetes; Diversisporales; Gigasporaceae. The record is from the annotation of a GenBank genome assembly.
AUGCCAAGGCUUAACUUGAAUGACCUACCCUUAUUAGAGCACUCAUUUACUGAGGAUGAAUUAAAAGGUUUUGUUGGUGAACUUCAAAGAACACUUAAUGUAUUCAAGAAGAAAUUUGGUAUCAAUGAGAUGACUGCUCAUGAAUAUAUCUCUACCUUCAUAAAAAUUGCAGUUUGUUAUAUACAAGUUUAUACAAACAAAUCUGCACAAUUAAGCAUGGAAAUAGACCUGGAUGAAACAAAAGUAGAAAAUAUGAACAAGAAAAUAGCUCAAGUUCUUGUACAAAUGCAUAGCGCAGCAAAGCAACAAUUGGGUAAACGCAAGCAUAGCCAAAUGAAACAAGCAAUAUUCAGAAUAGUUACAACUAGAAAAUUAUAG